Cloeon dipterum is the source of this 2276-nucleotide messenger RNA. RefSeq names its product dnaJ homolog subfamily C member 2-like. The coding region runs from base 192 to 2087 and encodes 631 amino acids. Gene Ontology annotation, molecular function: ribosome binding; Hsp70 protein binding. The record is from RefSeq and is a predicted model, not a curated record. The transcript is spliced from 10 exons. Gene Ontology annotation, biological process: regulation of translational fidelity; 'de novo' cotranslational protein folding. NCBI's taxonomy places the organism in Eukaryota, Metazoa, Arthropoda, Insecta, Ephemeroptera, Baetidae. Gene Ontology annotation, cellular component: cytosol.
UUAUGGAUGCCGCAUGUUUGGGUCAAGCGUGUUAGCGAUAUUAGUUGUAUUUUUCGGUGUAAAUUUCCCUUUUUCGAUUGACUGAAUCCAAGCAGCUAUUUGAAAUCCGAUUCCUGUGUCAACUACCCUUCCUUGGCGCAACAAAGCUGCGCAUUUCGAAGCAAACAAACUUGAUUUCUCGACGCAAGAAAAUGACCUCAAGUGUGCCGGGUCUUGAUAAGGAGAAUAGUCCACCUAAUGGAUCUGAUCAGGGGGAAGUGCGAAUUGUCGGAAACAAAACCGAAACAUCGUGUCUAACUGAACGUGAAGUUUGCUGUGUUGGGCCUCAUUACUUGCGGCUUCUGCACACAAACUAUGUGGGAGUGUCCUCUGGAGGAGACCACUGCUUGCCCACGGAAGGUGUGGACGAGCUCGACGAGGAGGAAGACGAGACAGAGCAAUUCGAGGAUGAUGUUGAAUAUUUGAAAAGUCUCGACCCCAAAGAGUGGAAGGAACAGGACCACUACAGGGUGCUUGGCCUUAGAACAAAACGAGUUAAAGCCACUGAAGCUCAAAUCAAGAAAGCUUACCGGCAAAAGGUGCUGAAGCACCAUCCUGACAAGAGAAAAGCAGCUGGAGAGCGCGUCAAUCAAGAUGAUGAUUAUUUUACAAAUAUUACCAAGGCUUGGGAAACUUUAGGAAAUCCAACUGCGAGGAGGGCUUUUGAUUCGAUUGACCCUCAAUUCGACAAUGAUUUGCCAACACCUGGUGAAAUCAAGUCUUUAGGAUUUUAUAAGGCUUUUGGUCCAGUCUUUGAACGGAACGAGAUUUGGUCUGAAAACCGGCCUGUGCCCAAAUUAGGAAACGACUCUAGCAGCAGAGAAGAUAUGGAGAAAUUCUACUCAUUCUGGUUCAAUUUUGUUUCGUGGAGAGAAUUUUCUUACAAUGAUGAUGAGGAAGCUAAAACUGGAUCUGAUCGUGACACGAGAAAGUGGGUGGAAAAGCAAAACAAGGUCCAGCGCGCCAAGCUGAAGCGCGAGGAGAUGGCGCGCAUCAGAAAACUGGUGGACAUGGCGCACGAGGCGGAUCCGCGGGUGCUGCGCUUCCGGCAGCAGGACAAGGAGGCGAAGCAGGCGCAGAAGGCGGCCAGGCAGUCGGCCAUUCAGGCGAGGAAGGACGAGGAGGAGCGGGCGCGGCAGGAGGCGCUGCAGAAGGAAGCCGAGGAGCGCGAGCAGCGGCUGCAGGCGGAGAAGGCGGCCCUCGACGCGCAGAAGAAGCAGCGGGAGGCUCUGAAGAACGCGCUGCGCAAGGAGAGGAAAGCGCUGCGCACCGUCUGUAAAGAUAACAAUUAUUACAUCGAAGAAGGCGAGGACCACCUGCAGUGGAUGAUGAAGGUCGAGUCCAUGUGCGACGUCUUCCAAGUCGAAGAACUGGCUGAGCUGAGUAAAGCUCUGAAGCAGCAAAACAAGGAGCAGGGAAAGGAGACGUUCAACGCGUGGGUGAAGAAGUUAGAUGACCGGCUGCAGAAGGAGAGAAAGGAGGUCAUGGAGAGCGCCACAAAAUCUGCUACCGGCAAAGGCAAGGGCGGCAGCUCUUCUGAAUGGACGCCGGACGACCUGGCGCUGCUGAUCAAGGCUGUAAACCUGUUUCCGGCCGGCACAAACCAGCGCUGGGACGUGGUGGCGCAGUUCAUCAACCAGCACACAACCACGUCGAACGAACGCUCGGCCAAGGAGGUGCUGUCUAAGACUAAGACGCUGCAGAGCUCAGAUUACUCGAGCAUCAAGGACGCCGCCAACAAGAAGGCGUACCAGGACUUUGAGAAAAGCCAGAAGGGAGCCGCCAGUGUUGUCAGUGACGAACAAACGUCGCAGAGAUUUGACAGUGUGUCAGAGCAGCAGGGCAUGGGUGCUCCUUGGACUGCUGAGGAGCAAAAGUUGCUGGAACAAGCUUUACGCACAUAUCCGUCGACCACUCCUGAUCGAUGGGACAGGAUCGCCGACUGCGUGCCUAGCAGGAGCAAGAAGGAGUGCCAGCGGAGAUUCAAGGAGCUGGCUGAAAUUGUGAAAGCGAAGAAAGCUGCCCAGGCAAAAGUUGCAGCAAAAUAAGAUUUGUUUCUCUGCGAGUAAAUACAUUAAAUUUUUCAUCAACACAAAAAAUCUUGGAUGCGUUUUUAAAUCAAAAUUGACCUUUUUUAGAAAAUAAUACUUUCACCCACACAAUUGCAUCAAUAAAACUAACAGCGUUUUGCUUCUCUCCUGAAUCAGCAACAAUUUUAUAGUUUCUUAAACUUUGGC